GUUCCGGACAUAGCCGAACGAGUGAGCGAGUGCAAGUCAAGAAGGAAGACGAAGAAACUAAAAUCUGUCGUUCACUUUAGUGAUGUAAAUUUUGAAAUUUUAAGAAAAUGAUAUUGUAAAAGCUUGAAAGGAUAAUCUUAUUUUGAUUUUAAUUGUAUCUUAGUGAUAUUGUUUUGACUAUUAUAGCCCUGACUUAAUUUAUACCGUCGGUAAAGUGAGAGAGUUCAGUGCGUGUGCAAGGGUGGUAACGAGAAAUGUGAAGUAUCUAUGAAGUUCAGGAUUCUAAAGCCGUUUAUUUUAUAAGUUUAAUAAUGAGCGGACGCCCUAGGACCACGUCAUUCGCCGAGGGCAGCAAAUCCGUUCGAAAGACAUUCGAUAAUCAACCACCGAAACCACCUCUUGGAGGCGUAAAAAUUAGCAGCGACGUGGAAACUCCUAAAAAGACCGAGCUGGCUUCAGAAAAGAAGGCGGCCUCCUCGCAUCGCAAGGACGGCUCGAAGGUGACGACUGUGGUGGCGACGCCGGGGCAAGGCCCCGACCGGCCGCAGGAGGUGAGCUAUGCCGACAUGAAGCUCAUCGGCAACGGCAGCUUCGGCGUCGUCUACCAGGCCAAACUCUGCGACACCGGCGAACUCAUAGCCAUCAAAAAGGUGCUCCAAGACAAGAGGUUUAAGAAUCGUGAACUUCAGAUUAUGCGACGACUGGAGCAUUGUAAUAUCGUAAAAUUGAAAUACUUCUUUUACUCUAGUGGUGAAAAGGCGGCAGUGCCCGCGGCAGUGAGCUCACUAUUAAACGCAAUGCAGAGUCUUGAAGUCGCAAAGGAUGAAGUGUACCUGAAUUUGGUGCUGGAGUAUAUACCAGAGACUGUGUACAAAGUGGCACGUCAUUACUCCAAAGAUGAACAAACAAUACCCAUUAGUUUUAUAAAGCUAUACAUGUAUCAGUUGUUCAGAAGCCUCGCAUACAUCCACUCGCUGGGCAUCUGCCACCGAGACAUCAAGCCGCAGAACCUGCUCCUCGACCCGAAGACUGGCGUGCUCAAGUUGUGCGACUUCGGCUCCGCCAAGCACCUCGUGCGCGGGGAGCCCAACGUCUCGUAUAUCUGCUCGCGAUACUACCGCGCUCCCGAACUCAUCUUCGGCGCCAUAGACUACACAACUAAAAUAGACGUGUGGAGCGCGGGUUGCGUCGUAGCAGAAUUGUUACUGGGACAACCGAUAUUCCCUGGCGACUCUGGCGUUGAUCAACUCGUUGAGAUCAUCAAGGUCCUAGGUACGCCUACACGAGAACAAAUUCGAGAGAUGAACCCGAACUACACUGAAUUCAAAUUCCCUCAAAUCAAGAGCCACCCUUGGGGAAAGGUGUUCCGCGCGUGCACGCCGCCCGACGCGAUCUCGCUGGUGUCGCGGCUGCUGGAGUACACGCCGGGCGCGCGCCUGUCGCCGCUGCAGGCGUGCGCGCACAGCUUCUUCGACGAGCUGCGCGAGCCCGCCGCGCGCCUGCCCAACGGCCGCCCGCUGCCGCCGCUGUUCAACUUCACCGAGUACGAGCUCAGCAUCCAGCCCUCGUUGAACGACUUCCUAAAGCCGCGCGCCACCGCCGCGCCCGCCGCCGACGCGCCCGGGGCCUCCGCCGCCGCGGCGCAGCCCGACCACGCGCACACGCCCACAGGCGAGAGCGCGGGCGCGAGCGGGCCGAGCGGCUCGCCGGGCGCGUCGUAGGCGCCGCGCCGCUGCCGACUCCGCGCGAGUCCGUCGUAUGCUAUUUAGUGAUAGUCCUUUUUCGUGUUGGCCAUCGGGUAAAAUUAAAUGCAUAAUAGGUGUUUUCGGCGAGUAAUCGUGUGAUAAUGUAGUGUAAUCGUCGAUGCUUCAGCCGUCGUAGUCGGCGAACGGUAAAUCCGCCGUAGUCUCUGAACCGUCGCGAUGUGAUCACUUUGUACUUUUGUAAGCUCAAAUUCGUCUCUUUAUGUACAUACCUUAAAAUUGUUGAGUUUGAAGUGACGCUCGUUCGAUAUACGACAGAUUAUCGUCCGAUAAAAUUGUUUUGUUUCGUUUUCAAGUGUAAUCCGAGGUCUGCGACGACGAGAUGUUCCGCUUUAUCCGUAGACCGACCCGCUCCUGCGAAGUCAGCGCGAGAGACAGUCACAUAUUUGUAUCACUAGAAUCACCUAUUGAGAGAUAGCCGCAUGAUACUUAGUGAGGAGCGUUACCUUGCUUGGGCCAUGUAAUCAGUAGGAAAGACAUAUUCAGUAGUGCAUUAGCGUAUUUAUUGUUGGAACGUAUCACUAACUCAGAAACGUAUGCCUAGUGUAAUUUCAACGAUAAAACUUAGCAUGGAACAUUUUUUGCAUUCAUAGAGAGCAUACUUGUAAAUUUUUAUAACUAGUAUAAACUGAUCUCUCAAGAUAAUUUAUAAUAUUAACGAUAUCUCAGAAUACUAUGUAUAAACAAUUCAGAGGAUAUAAAUUUUAGAUUACUACAGUAUAGAUAUGUAUUUUUUUUCGGCAACUUGUAUGUUAUAAACAUUUUGAUUGCGGUGUACCUUAUUUUAUCCAGUGCUGGAUAAAUGUAAUGUAUUUAAUAGCACUGUCUGUGUCCUAAUGUAACGACAUAGUUUUUCGAUAAUAUUGUAUUCUAUAUUCAAUAAAUGAUAUUUCUAUAAUAUAAAAUUUGUCAUUGAGAACACUAUGGUUAUUAGUAGUCAUCUAUGGAGAGAAUGUUAAAAUAAUGCUAUAAAUUUCAUUGUCAUAGUUUUAAGUAAUUCGAGUAAUUUCAUUUUGCACUUCUAUUCGGCAUACCGUUACAAAUUAGGCAAACCUUUAAGUAUAGACUAACGAAUCUUGUAUUCAUGGUGUAGAAGUAGCCUGUAUGCAUAAAUUUCUCGGUGUAAUGUCCAAUACCUUUGCACCACCUUAGUACGGAGUUAAAUAAAGGCAGCUGUGAAUGUUCACUGAGCAGGGAGUCUUGCUGUGCUUCUAAUUCCACUUAGAGAUUAGCUAUUGAUUGAAAGCGCUUUUUCUCGUUCUCGCGUCAUGACUUGAUGAAUUUACAGUUCAUUGACAAUGAAGUGGAAUUAUAAGCAAAGUGUACAUUUGGACGCCCCGAGAGGCUAUUUCUCAUUUGGACCAAGUCAUGGUUACCAUGUCUGGCUUCAUAAUGACUUAGCUAGAUUGACUAGCAGCAAUAACCUGCCUUUUUUGUAUUCAUAACGCUAUUAUGCUAAAUGAUCGUUUUUUCGUAUUUUUAAUAUUUCUUUUGAUACUAGCAUGUUUAGCGGGUUCAAUUCCCGUACGUAAUUUAUGCUGGGACCUUCGAAAUUUUAAACACAUAACUAAUUAUGUAUUACUUUAUGUACCUAUGUACUAUUAAUUACGUAUAAAUUAUUGUAUCUUAAGAGAGGCGCUCGGCGCACCGUUUUCAAAUCACAUAGUGGAGCUUAGAUGUGGUCGUAAGGCUAUUGAUUUGCCGACACCUUUUAUAAUUCGUGUAAAUAUUAUGAUUAUCUGUACGGUGUGAGUCGUGACGCACCAGGCGGCGCGGCCCGCUGCGGACUCGUUAAGGGACACGGUAGUUUAGAUAUGCAUAUUUUUAUUAAGUCUAUCUAAUAUGAAUUUUGUAAUCGACGUUGCUUCUUAAGACCCUCUGUGUAAAAAAAUAUAAGACAUACUAGUGACCUGAAUGUUUGAAGCGAUGUUAUUGAACGUCUCUAUCCCACUGAAUUCUCACUUUCACGAUUUACGUGCACGUUUACUACAUGAGAAUUUCCCAUAUAAAAAUAAUACAUAGUUCGAAAUGGGGUUAUGACAUACAAAUUAUUUAAAAGUAAAAGUUUUCUUAUUACUGUAACUGUAAUAUUAAAUUUAAUAGUGAGUGAAAUUUGUAUUUGUUUUAAUAUUUGUUUUACUGAAUUUGAAUACAUCGUAACACCCAUAUCGUUGUUAGUUAUGAAUGAAAAUAACAUUAUAAAAGUAAAUAUUAAAUGAAUAGUAA
Messenger RNA from Ostrinia nubilalis (European corn borer), 3989 nucleotides. It is a transcript of the gene sgg, whose product is annotated as glycogen synthase kinase-3 beta. Gene Ontology annotation, biological process: signal transduction; protein phosphorylation; negative regulation of canonical Wnt signaling pathway. Gene Ontology annotation, molecular function: ATP binding; protein serine/threonine kinase activity. Gene Ontology annotation, cellular component: axon; cytosol; cytoplasm. NCBI's taxonomy places the organism in Eukaryota, Metazoa, Arthropoda, Insecta, Lepidoptera, Crambidae. The record is from RefSeq and is a predicted model, not a curated record. The transcript has 12 exons. Bases 312 to 1721 code for a protein of 469 amino acids.